AUGCCGGCUACACCUCUUCGUCGACCCGACCUGAUCGGGAUGAUGGCGGCUACACCUGUGCAUCAACGCCUUAUGGAGCAGAGCGCAUUGGAAGAUCUGUUGAAAGCUGGAACCGAAAUCCAAGUUGGCGAGGAUGAUUCACCGGAAAAGAUGGCCGAGCAUGUCGAUCAGUUUCACCCGCUCUUCAAGACGCUCGUCAGCGAGUGUAUCGUGGGGCUGGUCGAUAACGCCGGGACGAUCUCGAACGAAGCUUCAUUGGUACACGUUGCGCCUAUUCUGGAAGAGCUCGUCAAGAGGGCGAGACAGAUACCACGUUUGCUAAACUCUGUACCCCGGGAGCUGGAAGGACCUGAAGGAGCUCGUAUGAAAAUACCGUUAUACCGUUGGCUGGUGCCGAGGCUGCUCCAUGCCGCUAGCGGUCUCGCCUUGCACAAAAAGGGACAAGAAGCGGGACAGCGGCUGCUUGAUACCGUUACGGAGAUGAUAAAGAUGUUGGGAUCGUAUAUGGAGGAACAGCAUGUGGAGGGUAUCGUCUUCGCCGGCGAGCUGUUGAGAGGUCUUAGUGAGAGCUGUGUCGAACUUGCUAACGAGGAUUUGCGAGUUGGAAGCCCGUUUACUAUCAGGACAAGCACCAAGCCGUCGAGCUCCAGCUUCAUCGCAAGUCAAUGCCAGCUGGACGACAACAUUGCGAGCUCGGAUCGGCAUCCGCUCUACCCCUUUCGGACACCGAAGCCUCUACGCAGGAUGACGCUAUUGAUGAGUAUGGUCCACGUCGUAGUACAGGCGUUUGACCAACCGAACCCAUCGAUCACGGCCUGGAGAGGCUACUGCACGGACACGCUUCUCUGGACGAUGAGCGCUAUGGUCAACAUGUCGGAAACGCUCAGGGCGCGAUCGGUCAUGUGCGGUCUCCCAGACGCCUCGGAAAACGUCACACCCGAGACCAGCUUGGUCGUAGUCAGGCAACAAUUGAUGCUGUUCCAGGACAUGCUCGCGGUCUUGGCGCGACCAUCCGUAUUUCCAUAUCACAUGAGUGAACGUGCGGCUUUGGUCCUCAUUCAAGCGGUAGAAGAUCGUUUGCGAAAGACUACGCCCGAUACCGAGAUGGAUUCAGAGGAAGGGACGACCGAACUUUCAAGUGCUUUAGACAAGGUACUUUACGGGUUUCUGAGGAUUAUCAAGAAUCAGCGGGCAGGAAGGGCAGGUGGAAGUGUCUGGUCGAAGUUGUUGAACACCGUCGAGACGCAGCUGGGAGUGCAAGACGGGACGGGCGAGAAUGAGCUUUUCCUGCUUAGUAUUUCUGCAUUAUUGGAUCCACCUGGUGCCUCGGUCAUGCAAUUAGCCUGCAGUAUCCCUGCCGACCGUCUGGCGACGAUAAGGAUCUAUCUCAGUAAUCGGACGGAUCGAUCAUUCCCCACAGAGCUUCGUAUCAUUGACGAGCUGGUCAAACGACAAGCUCUUGUCUCCGGCCCACGCGGUCGAGGAACGAAACGUAAGGCGGAUGGCCGACAGGAAGCGACUCAGGCGAAUCCUGGCGCGGGAAACAUCGACAAGCGGGUGCAGGCCGCUGGCAAACGUCAACGCGAUGUCGGAAUCGGUGGUGCAGUUCUAGCGGAUGCCUUCCAGACGUUUGAUCUUGCCGACUCGGUCGGCGAAAACAGCCAGGGGAUUCCUGUCUUCCUCAACAAGACUUGGAAUCCUCUACUGGAAAUCUUUCGCUGCGCUUCAGGUCUCAACAACUACGAUGGCUUGCCCGAGCCGCUGGUCGACCUUCAUGACGAGGAUAUCGAGGCCAUGAUCAAAGAUGGAGCAGUACUCGAAAAACGGGCAAACGCAGCGUUCAGCGUCAUUGCAGGACCUGGUGCAACCGUCCUAGACGAAAUCGAACUUCGCCACAAUUGGUUCAAGGCGUUGCCACUGUUAUUUUGUCACAUGGUUGGGUGUCAAGGAUGUAAUGGAGUCGGCGUCGGGAAGCCUCAACCCUCGAGCGAAACUCGCUCUUUACCAAAGCUUUCACAGGAGUCUCUGGUCUCCUGGAUGCGGCUCGCAAAAUACCUUGAGCGCGAGCCUGAAGAAACAUAUGACGCUUCACUUCGAUCGCUCCUCAUCUCGCUUCGCAAUCUGUUUCGACAUGCUGCUGGGCGCGGACUGCCCGAUUUCGAGCCCCGACGCAACAGCGUAAUGCAAGAUCUCUUGCGGACCGCCUACAAGAACCCGGAUCGCAAGAUCCGUAUUCUUGCCGCUCAAGCAACCGUCGCCCUGGUGCACGUGCUUGGCACAAGAGGGCUCGUGGGAUGCGCUCGUCUAGGCGAUCUGCUAACGGGAAUGCGGGAAAACCUUGCGCUUCAUCAGCCACUUCCCGUGCAAGAAACGACCCUGUGCAUGGUUGCAGAGCUUGCUAAAUUUACCGAAUCGAACCUCUUUGCGGAACUCAUCACAUACCUGUUCGAGGCUUUGGGCAGACCCAAUAUCGCGCUUAGGGGGCUAGCACAUACUCAGUUGACUCAAGUCUCCCGCUACAAGGGCAAAACUCCAUACUUGAUGCUAUCGCCUUUCUUUAGUCAUCUCAGUCCGGUACUGAUCGCUGGAAAGCUAGAUCUGCUGAACGAGGCCACACAGUUUCUGGGCGUCUCCCGAACUUCCUUCGUCGAGACUACCUUGCACUAUACGGUCCCGCACGCCGUGAUCUGUCGCAAUCGACCGGUCUUGCAGAACAUAGCUGGACUUGUCAAUAGGCCUCUGGGACUCCUGCUCGUUGAGCAUCCCAUGCUCAUGCCGCACAUUCUCAAAGCGAUCUUCACCCAAAAACAGGACAGGCUAGUCCCAGAAACCUCUUCAUGGCUCAUGGACGUAUUGCAAGUCCUCAAGCAUAGCGAUGCGCCUAUAGCGAUCGGGAAUCUACUCUCAACCCAUCUAACGAAUCUUCUCGUCGAGGUGAUCAUCGAUUUGGGAGACGAGAUCAAAAAACCGGACGCAGAGAUAGCCCUCAAGCGGAUUUAUAUGGCUGCGAACCAGCAGAAUUCGGGCGAAUUCGGGAACGGCUUUGCGAAUUGGUUGAAGGCGAACAUGCUUGGUAUCAUUACUGGAAUCAGCGACACGAUGCACGACGUGAGAGGGCGAAAGUCCGCCAUCGAGAAGGCAAAGAUCGUUCGCAGUCUCGGAAGCCUCAUCGAGCACGUAGGGAUAUCCAUGUCGGGCUUCUCCUCCCAGAUCAUGGCGAUUUUACAAAGCAUGCUUCCCAUUGCAGAGCUACGGUGGGACGUAUUGAACGUCUGGAAUACUUUCGUGACCGUCCUGCGUUUCCACGAUAUCGGGCCUCACAUCGGGACGACCGCAGCUGCCUUUGUCGCUACCUGGACAGAAAUGAACAAGGAUGAACAGUCUCGCGCAACGAGUAUCCUGGAAUAUUUGCUCGUCGACAACAGCGACGAGCUCAAGUCCCAUUUCCAGGAUGUCGUGUCUCUGGAUUCGAUACCGGAACUCUCCAAAGCAGCCAAGCGCGUUGCCGAUCUCAGAGCAAAAUGGAGCUUCAAGGAACGCAUCACCGCUAUCCUGCGACGAUGUGAUAGCGAGAACACAGCGCUAGCGAAGCAUUCGGUCUUUGAAAUGAGAGAGGUCCUCCUUGCAAAUCAGAGCGAGCUCGCGUCUCUUGCUCGAGGCGAUUCAUUCGAUCCCCUGUUGGGGUUGGUCUAUCGCACCUUGUUAGAGGUUGCAGGUCGAGACGCCGAGCAUGCCGACGAUGUUAGAAUCGGUAGUUUCGAAUGCAUAGGCAUCAUCGGCGCGCUGGAUCCAGACAGGUUUUCGCUACCCUCAAGAGAUCGGACUUUCAUGAUGCUUACCAACUUCCGGGACAAGGAAGAGGUCAAGGACUUUGCACUACACCUAGUGGAAAUAGUCUUGGUCGGCGCGUUUCGCACUGCCAAUGACGCGAAGCAGCAGAUCCAGCUCGCUUACGCGAUUCAACAGCUCUUUCAAUUCUGUGAAUUCACCUCGCGCCUGUUGCACCAGUCAGGAUCGGCGUCCAUUUCCACCAAAGUACGGCAACGUUGGCAUGACUUCACGAGAAACAAACAGACACUUGAGACUGUCUCGCCCUUGCUGGAAGGCCGCUAUAGGGUCGAAAGGAUACCUAUCACGCACCACGAAUACCCGAUAUACCCUUCGUCCACCACUUAUCGGGAAUGGCUCCGUUCCUGGACGACAGAUCUCAUAAGUGUCGUUCUUGAGCAUGAAGAGAAGGAUACGCCCUAUGACGAACAUCGUCAAGCGCUCGUCUAUGCCAAGGAAAUCUUCGGUAGUUUCCGAGGGGUUGUGCGAACUGGCCAGGACGUGGCCGUAGCCCAUUACUUGCUACCGCACUUGGUUCUCUACGUGAUCAACAUCGGUAACGAUAGUGUCCGCGCAAACAUUGUCAAGGAGAUCAACGCAGUUCUGCAUGACCAAGUGAACAUAGUUGGAUCGAUGGACUCUGACAGACGGACCUUGAGUGCUCAGGCAAUAUUCGAUUUACUGGAUCACUUAAGUCGAUGGUUACAAGAACAACGAGUACGCCUGCAACAAGAACAGCGCUUGAGCUCGAAGAAGGAUGGCAACAAUGCUCGAACAGACAAGACCAAGCUGCUCAUCGUCUCGCAAAUCAAGAAUGUCGAUGGUGUGAUCCAAGAGAUCGAUCCCGAGUUGACGGCGCAAGCGGCGCUACAGAGCAAGGCUUAUGCACGUUCCUUGAAGAGCUUCGAACAGCGCAUAUCCCACUUGAAGACUGUCAACAAGCGACAGGACGCGGACUUGCAGUCAUAUUACGAGUACCUUCACCGGAUAUAUGCGGACCUUGACGAACCCGAUGGUAUGGAAGGCGUUACUGCGCGGGUCUUCGCGCCGUCACUUGAACAUCAGAUUAGAGAGCAUGAGAGUGUCGGAAGGUGGACGUCGGCCCAGAGUUGUUGGGAGGUCAAGCUUCAGCAAUCGCCCGACGACGUCGCGCUUCAUAUCGGCUUGUUGCGUUGCUUGAGAAGUCUUGGUCACUAUGAUACUCUAAGAACCCACAUUGCAGGGGUACUCACACGCCAUCCAGAAUGGGAGCGGGAGCUCGCGAAUUUCCAGAUCGAAGCGGCUUGGGUCGUCGGUGAUUGGCACUCUGUCCGUGAUAUCGCGAGCGGAGGGGCUUCUGGCUCCGAGAUCAGUAUGGCUAGAGUGUUGUUGGGCAUUCACGACCGCAAUUACGAGGGCUUGGGAGAGAUCAUGCGCCAAACCCGGAAAGAACUUGGCGCUGCCGUUACAGCUAGUAGUCGGCAGUAUGCGCGCGCAUACCCUGCUAUCUUGCAGUUGCAUAUGCUACAUGAAGUGGGCAUGGUCUGCGAUGCUGGUCUCGAAAUCGCCAAAACAUACAACAUGCGGACGACUACUCAGAAUAUGGAUCAAAUGGUUCAGCAUCGGAUCAAUCAGCUUAGAAGUAAUCUGGCGAACAGACUUGACAUCACUUUGCCGUCGUUCAGGAUCCGAGAAUCGAUUCUAUCUAUUCGUAGGACCGCUUAUGCUGAAAGUCCAUCGAACAACGCUCUGAUGAAAGCAGAGGUUGGAGCAGCCUGGAUAGCAAGCGCGAAGAUCGCAAGAAAGGCCGGUCACGAGCAGACUGCCUACAGCGCCACACUACAAGCAGAUCUGGCCGCCGCGCCAAACGUAUUCUUUCAGCAGACCAAGAUCCUGAAAGCGACUGGGCAUCCUCUGAAGGCGUUAAAUGAGCUAGAAAACGGGAUCGCAACCCUGAAGAGACAGCAAGUAUUGGGCAGUCGCUCGGCGCCGAUAGCCAUCGACGGCCACCAACCAGAGACGAAUGGGCAACGGUUAGACCUCGACAUUGCAAAGGCUCUUAUCUUGAGUGCCAGAUGGUCGCAUGAAACCGGACGAUACGACCCCAAUGCGAUCAUACAGCGCUUCCAGGAUGCCAAGGUUCUAGCGCAUAAGGAGGAGAGUCCUUACUAUCGCCUUGGACAUUACUAUGACAACCUCGAAGGCGUCGCAGAUCAGCUUAAAGCUCAAACCUAUACUGUUGAAAACUACUGCAGAGCACUACGGAAUGGGACAAAGCACAUUUAUCAAAUGUUGCCGCGCUUGUUGACGAUCUGGUUGGAUCUAGGCGAGCGUGUAGCAGAAGAAGACAGCAAGGACAAGGAGAGCAAGAAGCGCCGAAGCAGCGAUUCUGAGAGCCUCAAGGCGCUCUCCCAUAUGAACAUCGCUGUAGAAAAGGCCCGUAAAGUGAUACCUCGUUACCAGUGGUUGACAGCAUAUCCCCAAAUCGUAUCUCGUAUAGGACAUCCCCAACAGGACGUGAAGGACAUCCUAUUAAAGCUCAUGACGAAUGUCAUCUGCGAGUUUCCUCAUCAGGCUACUUGGCUGAUGGUCGGAAUCUAUCACUCGACGGGAGCUUCAAGCGAACGGGCCAAGAGGUGUCAUGGCGUUUUUUCACAAGCAAAGGCGGCGUUUGGUCCAAAUACGCCGGGAGCCAGGGUUAUCGACGAUGCGGUGUCGUUCUCGAAAAACAUGUUGAGACUAUCCGUUGACCCCGGUGCUGAAAACCCAACCGGGAAGGAAAAACGUGGCAAGACGAACUCACUCAAUCUCAGUGUUGCGCUUCAAUUCCCGUGGUUGCAGCAAGCUUUCCCGACUGCCAUGAUGGUUCCUACGCAAGAUGCGUUGACAUGCAGUCUGCCGACAUCGUCUGACAGUCUCAAAUCGAAUAACCCUUUCCCUCAGGGCUAUACCACCAUUACCAAGCUUCGCGAUCAGAUCGAUGUCAUGCCAUCUCUGCAGAGACCCAAGAAAAUCAUCUUUGUUGGCGAGAACGGCAAGGACUACCCGUUCCUGGUCAAGCCUCACGAUGAUUUGAGGAAAGACGCACGUCUGAUGGACUUCAACUCUAUGAUCAACAAGCUGUUGAAGAGCCGAAGCGAGACCCGAAAGCGAAACAUGUAUAUCCGGACAUAUGCUGUCAUGCCGUUGAACGAGGAAUGUGGUAUGCUCGAAUGGGUUUCCAAUACCAUUCCACUACGUAAUAUCCUUAUCAAGGCAUACGAGCGCCGUGACGUCAAGACCUAUUCCACCGAAAUCUACAAUCUGCUAGACAUCGCCCGUGGCCAGGGACCCCAAGAAUCCGCAAAAGUCUUCCGAGACUCGGUCAUGCCGAAAUUCACCCCCUGCGUUUUCCACGAAUGGUUCUUUCAAACUUGGCCAGAACCGACAGCUUGGUUUGCCGCACGGCUGGCUUAUGCUCGCACGCUAGCCGUUAUGAGUAUGGUCGGCUUUGUUCUAGGAUUGGGAGACCGGCACGGCGAGAACAUUCUGUUCGAUUCGACUACCGGGGACACAUUGCACGUCGAUUUCAACUGCCUAUUCGAGAAGGGCCGAACGUUUGAUGUAUCGGAGAAGGUCCCGUUUAGACUGACUCCAAAUCUCGUAGAUGCACUCGGUGCGACCGGGGUCGACGGUGUCUUCAGACGAGCAUGCGAAAUCACAAUCGAACUUUUGAGGGAGAACAAGGACAGCUUGACCAGCGUACUGGAGGCUUUCAUUCAUGAUCCCUUGGUGGAAUGGCAGGAUCAGAAGAGGCGAGAGGAGCGACGAAAUCGAACCAAGAGCGCGGAUGUGCGGGUCUUUGCAGAGAAAGCGAUGGGUCCCAUUCGAUCGAAAUUGCAGGGCAGAAUGGGCGAUGAACCAAGUUCGAAAAAGGACGUCCCCGCGAUGAGCGCCGUCAAUCAGGUCGAGAAACUCAUCAAGGAGGCUGUGAGCCCCGCCAAUUUGGGCGGAAUGUAUGUUGGAUGGGCUGCAUGGCUAUAAUGCGGAUACGAAACCUCACGAUCUUACGAAACCAACGAUCAUUGCUACUCACGACAAACUGUAUCAAACAAGGACAUCUCUCUAUUAUCUAGCAUAGCAUUCGAGCCGUCAGUUCGGGGGUAUCAUUCCAAGCGGUCAGUAUCCAGGUCACAUUGUAGCAUGUCGAGGAAGCCCCCGAAGUCCGAAGUGAAGGAGGCUAUCAUCUCCAUUCCGUUGUGUCGAAUAUCGAUGAAUGUCAUUCGGAAGAAUGUUCGCGAAUCGCGAUAUUAUAACUUGCACGAGAAUGGACCUGUCCGAAGAGGGUGUUUCCCCUGAGUGCUAACACCUCUAUAUUGGCUUCUAUCGCUAUUCUUCGUCGCCAAAACUCAACAGCCCUUUCUUGUCCUUCUCCUUCUUCUUCUCCUUCUUGCUCUGCUUGGCAGACUUAGGCGCUUGAUUUAUCGUAGCUGGGUCGGGCACGAGCUUGCGCUUAUUGCUCGUCGUAGAUGCCUU
Molecule: messenger RNA, 8322 nt
Organism: Filobasidium floriforme
Lineage: Eukaryota; Fungi; Basidiomycota; Tremellomycetes; Filobasidiales; Filobasidiaceae
Exons: 23
Coding region: 1-7830 (2609 amino acids)
Biological process (GO): telomere maintenance; DNA damage checkpoint signaling; protein phosphorylation
Cellular component (GO): nucleus
Molecular function (GO): protein serine/threonine kinase activity; protein binding
Source: RefSeq, a predicted model, not a curated record